Chiroxiphia lanceolata (lance-tailed manakin) is the source of this 1171-nucleotide messenger RNA. It is a transcript of the gene FNDC11, whose product is annotated as fibronectin type III domain containing 11. Bases 117 to 1112 code for a protein of 331 amino acids. The transcript has 2 exons. Lineage: Eukaryota; Metazoa; Chordata; Aves; Passeriformes; Pipridae. The record is from RefSeq and is a predicted model, not a curated record.
GCGGGGCUGUGGGUCCGGGCAGGGCCGGGCCGCGGGUCCAUCCGGCCGGGCCGCAGCGGGACCGGGGCACCUGCACACACCUCCGGGGGCCCGACGAGCACCUGAGCUUUGGAAGCAUGGCUAAAGUUUUCAGUGAGACUGAAACCAGUUCGGAGAGUAUGGCGACCAGAGAAGGGCAAGACAAUGCCACUGUGCAGCAGUACAUGAGAAAUAAAAACCUUGUUCUGGAUUUCCUUCACAAUGAGCUGAACCCUCGCCUCCUCCGGUACCACUGGAACAGAUUUAAUCUUCUGAAGAAGUGUUACUUUUACUUGAAGAUUGAGCCCAGACACCUGUGCGUGAGAGACCCGAACAAUAUGAUGAUUUGCGCUGACAUCUUGCAAAUCGCAAACCCCUGCCAACUCCAGAAGAUUAAGAAGGUGGGAAAAAAACAGACUGAAAUCCAGCUGGCACUUUUAACUGAGCUGUUGGAACAAUUGGAUCGAGGACGAAAGGAGCUGAGCCAUUACGUAGAGACCUGUGACAUGGCAACUUUCCUCUCCCAAUGGGACUUGACUAUAAAGAAAGUGCUCAAGCUCUCUGUGCUUUUCAGUAAACUCAUUGCCUUGGAAGAGCCAAGAAAGCUCCAUGUCAAGCACAGUUUGGUGUCACAGGUAAUUCUUGGAGGUGCUGUACACCCUCACAUUAGUCUUUCUCUAUAUACAAAGAAGCCACCAGUUUUUGAUCGGAGAGAGUCAUUUGCAUCCCAGAACUGGGCCCAGCUCAAGUGGAUUAAUGAAAAUCAAGAGUCACACCUCGAACGAUGGCAACUGGAGAUUAAGUUAGUGACAGACGACAGUCAGACAGAACCAGGAUACAGUCGGAUUCAGGAAGUCAUCUCCAACCCAUGUGUAAUCCAUCACCUGCAGCCUGGCAGAUUAUACGAGUUCAGAGUUAAAAGAUCUGACACUCACACACUUGUCUACUCACAGUGGCACGACCGCCUUGUAUUGGAGACAAAAACAGUCCCUGUUGAAGACACCAAUGGCAGCACCAACGGCAGCACCAACGGCAGCACCAACGGCAGCUUCGGGUUUACAAGGCGGCUCACCAGAACAUCUUCCUCAUUUUAAUGGUUUGGACAAGAUGAAUAAUUAAAAUAAACUGUUUAAACAUUUUGCACAAAAUUGAA